AUGAUCAACGCUCCGAGCAGCUAUAAGAGUAGCCAUCUUCGUCCACAUCCAUAUAACAAAAUACAAUUUGUUAUCCAUAGGAGCCUCACAGGACCACGAAGAAGACUUCCACAAGGAGCAUCGUGUUGUCUUUCCAUCAUGGCAUCUCUCGAUAGUCAAGCGAGACAGGAUAUUGAACAGAAUAUUCCUACCCUGGAUGAUCUCUAUGAUGCGUUAACAAGACGGGAUAUUGAACAAAAUAUUACCAACGUGGAUGAUCUCUACCGCGCGUUAUUCCAAACGAGACAGGAUAUUGAACAAGUUAUUACCAAUCCGGUAGACGCUAUUCAGCCCAUUCACGACGCCGAGACAAUUGAUGACAUACAAAAAUAUCUUUCAGACCUUAACCCAGCAUUCUGCGAACUUUCUUUGUUGUUUGGAAAGGUGGUCAGUUAUACAUCAUGUGCUUUGGGAAUGGAUGUAGAAGAGUGGGAAUUGGAUGGGUUCGCAUAUAUCUGA
Molecule: messenger RNA, 498 nt
Organism: Blastomyces gilchristii SLH14081
Lineage: Eukaryota; Fungi; Ascomycota; Eurotiomycetes; Onygenales; Ajellomycetaceae
Exons: 2
Coding region: 1-498 (165 amino acids)
Source: RefSeq, a predicted model, not a curated record